AGCCUUUUUUUUUUUUUUGAACUUGCAACGGUGGGGUGAGUGAUAUUUCUACUGAUGGGAGGAGUCCUCUGACUUGUAGACUUGCCAGUUCCAGGAGUUUCUCCAGGUUGAGAGUUGCACCAAAGGGAAAACUCCAGGCUCACCACCAUGAGAAGCUUAGGCGACAGACCAGAAGAGGCACCCAAUACGGAAGUUGAAGACCUUGUGCCUAGAAGUCCUUGGGAGAGAACCCCUCAAGCUCUUGCUGCAUAUGAGAGACAAGAGAGCCACACAGUUCCAUCAUCGUCAGAGGUGAAGCCAGAGGCCAGGGAGUCCGCCAUCCCACAGGUGCAGCCAGAGGGCAGCGAAUCUUCCAUCCCAGAGCUCAAUGUCUCAGCUGUGCCAAGUGUUCUCCCUGAAGAGGAAGAGGCAUUCUGCUCAGUCAGCCCAACAGAUGCAAUCCCUGGUCCUCCCAUGCAUCCCAGAACUACAUCACUCCCUGCCUCUAGUGCCACAAGCCACCAUGGCAGUGAUGGAGCCCCACUGCUGAGCAGUACAUCUACAAGUGCAAGCAAUGCUGCAUUCCUUGGACACCAAAGUGGCCAGGCUUUGCCCCCAGUUGAAAAUGCUGCUUCAAAUGAACGAACCUUAGAACACAUCGGUAGAGCAAUUAAGCAAGACCUGAGAAAGUCCCUCUGUCCAAUGGUCCAUUUCACCAUUGAUUACUGGGAGACUGGACCAACCACAGGCUAUCUGGUUUUUGUAGCACACUGGGUUGUGAACAACGGUUUACUUCUGUGGAGGCGCCAGGCAGUGAUGAUCAUGUAUGAGGCUGAGCCGAGCAACUUGACUGGAAUCAUACUCGACAAUCUAAAGAGGUUGAGGGACAAGUGGUUCCAUCCCAUGCAGCUGCAAGUGGGGUAUGUGGUGACACCUACAAUGGCAGUGCCACAGGCAGUUGGAGAUUGUUGUCUGGGAUGGGUUUUCUCCCCUGUUGACUGCUUGGGCCAGCUGAUUAAAGGAGUUAUGGAAAAGGUGAGAAAUGAAGACUUUCUCAUUUUAUGGGUUUGGCAAGUCCUAUGCAAAGUCAGCAUUCACUUUGAGCAAUCCCCAGUGGCCCACGAACGCCUAAGAGAAUUGCAGUUGCUGUAUCAUCUCCCCCAGGAACUUCUUCAUGAGAAGAUGCCAACUGCAUCAAAUAACCUCUUUCUCUUACUGGAGUUUCUACUUGCCCGACGAAAGGCAUUCAGUGCUCUUGAGCCUGAGAUCCCUGGCCUCUUCUUUACACGUCGGGACUGGUGCCUGAUGCGCCAUCUGGCCUGCCUCCUGAAGCCCUUUGAAGAGACCAUCACUACAAUUCAGAAGGAAGAUGCUAACCUAGGCCAAGUCCUUCCUGAGCUCCAGUUGCUUGAGGACAAGGUAAAAGGAUGCUUCCCGCUGCUGCUGCAAGAGUCAAAUUUUACUGUUUCUGUUGCUGCUACUCGCUUUGCCACUGAGCUGCUGAAAUCUCUGGAAAACCACAGUAAGCUAGGUCUAGACAGAGAAAACCUUCUGUACCAGACUGCAACCUUGCUUCAUCCCUGCUUCAGGGACCACAUCCAUAAAUACCUGAAGGGAGACAUAGAGAAGAAAAAGUGGCAAUUGAAGGUUUGGGUGACACAGCAGAUUGAGAAGGAAUACUUAAACUUGUCUAGUGCUUAUGUAACUCCUUCUUUGACUGAGAUAGUAAGCAAAGAACUGGAAUCUUACCUUCAGGACAACAUAGACCCUGUUUUUUUACAAAUGGACCCCCUGGUCUACUGGAUCACAAAAAAAUACAUAUGGCCAUCCCUCUCUACAGUGGCAUUCCGGUGUUUCUCAUGCCCUCCCAGCCCUCUCAUUUUGAGGGAAGGCCUUGGUAUUGAAGACUUGAUGAUAGCAGGAAGAUGUGAGGUAAGGGUUGCACUCAAAAGACUGAACAGAAACUGGAUAGCUGCGGGAUCCGGGGUCUCCAAUACUAGCACAGAAACUGGAAGCCAAUCCAUGGCCUGAGACAAAAAGAGAUGCCACCCCUCUUUGCAGAAGUUGAUGUCUAGUAACCAUUCACAAAGUCUUGGCUUCAUGGAAGGAUACGACACACUAGGACAGUGGCAUUAUUGGGAUUCUUCAACACCUGGUGCUAAUAGCUAGGACUGUCUUGCAUUGCUGCGCCUUUUAAAAUCUUCUUUGCAUGAAACAGAAUUGGGAUAUUGUAUUGGAAUUUACACCGCAUCAUGUUUCGCAGAUGUAAGGGUUAUUGACAUAUGAAAAUGUAUGUUGUUUAAUCAUCUGCUUUGAAUGGAUCUGAAAUAUUUAAAUAAAAGUUACUAAAAUCUCA
Molecule: messenger RNA, 2335 nt
Organism: Hemicordylus capensis (graceful crag lizard)
Lineage: Eukaryota; Metazoa; Chordata; Lepidosauria; Squamata; Cordylidae
Product: zinc finger BED domain-containing protein 4-like
Exons: 2
Coding region: 148-2010 (620 amino acids)
Source: RefSeq, a predicted model, not a curated record